AUGCCGACACAAACAAUUACUAAGAAUAAUUUGUCUACUUCGCAGCAAACAAGUCCUACUAGAUCACACACCACCACCAUUCUAACAACUUAUACAACAACUCGGGGAACUUCUGUCACUAAAUUAUAUACUAUCACUUUGGAUAAUUCUUCCGUAGAAGUAAUUACGACUGUUGUGCCUUCAUCUGAAGUAUUAGUUAUUGCGACAACCGUUGUUUUGGUACAACCUAAUACUUAUACAGGGUGGGAUAAAGGUAUUCGUGUUAUGCAAAUUGGCAGAGGUGGCGUUCCAUUUAACCUAAACAAGCAUGCGCAUAAAACAAAGAAAGCCAGCAAGUUUCGUGCAUCACCACCAAACAAAGGAGAGGAGAAUUUUCAAGAGUACUUUAUCCAAGAGUGCUCCGCUUUGAAAAGAAAGCAAUUCGUUGUCUACGAUACUAGCAAAAAUCCAUUCUUAGAUACAAGGAAACCUGACUUCAUCAUGAUCAUUCCUUGGAUCUCUUGA
Messenger RNA from Ambispora gerdemannii, 504 nucleotides. NCBI's taxonomy places the organism in Eukaryota, Fungi, Glomeromycota, Glomeromycetes, Archaeosporales, Ambisporaceae. The record is from the annotation of a GenBank genome assembly.